This is a messenger RNA of Suillus discolor, 1731 nucleotides long. RefSeq lists its product as uncharacterized. Bases 1 to 1731 code for a protein of 576 amino acids. Lineage: Eukaryota; Fungi; Basidiomycota; Agaricomycetes; Boletales; Suillaceae. The transcript has 7 exons. The record is from RefSeq and is a predicted model, not a curated record.
AUGUUUGGAAAACACGUUUGUUUUGCUACUUCGGUAUAUUCGGAUAAUGGUGACUUGGUCACCAGUGCUACCUCUCACAGUAGCUAUGACAAAUCCUCUGACUCCCACAGAUCCACGUGCAGCAACUCUCCGGAGAUAGCAAAACACAAAUUGGAAGGGCCGCUCGCCUGGUGGAGUGGAUACACACCAUUAGACUCAUGGACUCCGCCAAUGCCUGCCCAGAUACCGAGAUUUAAGGGCCUGAUCGGAGUGGAACCUUAUAUAAGGUUCAAAUGUAAGUCAGCUCUCGAAGCUUCUGAUCCGGGAUUGCUAAAAACGCGCAAUGCAGAAUAUAAAUUGGCUGACGAGGUACGGUUGAGCCAAGAGUGGACAAACGAUCCCAUCACAAACAGGGACAUAAGAUAUGACAUGUGCUUCUUCGGAGAAUUUGAUGAAGUUACAAGCAUGCUAGCAGAUAUCCAUGUCCUUGACAUGGUUCAUGGUCACAGUCAUGCCGUGACAGCAAAGGCCAGUCCACAAUCCCAAGGACUUACCAACUUGGACCAGUUGCCUCUCGGUCGCAUACAGGAGAAUGGCGGUUCCAUGGAUCAAUCCAUGUAUGAAGAUGAGGGACCGGAUGGAUCUGCGGAUGAUACCGCCGGAUCACCAAUGACGGACCCUUAUGACUGCAGUUGGGGGAACAAAUCUGCUGCCGAAUAUAUCAUCCCGGGUUUGGUCCCAACAGAGCAAGCAGAUCCGUACGACUGCAGAUGGGAGGAUCGGAUGGACAUUGAAACACCAGGAGUGAAGGAAGUUCCUCAAGACUUUGAACACGAGGAUGAUUCGAUGAAAGAAGGCCUGGGACCGGGUCUGCCGAUGGUUGAGGAAGAAGAUGCCUACGACUGCGGAUGGGAGGAUGCUAUGGAGAUCCAACCUGCAGCCUCAUCGAUGACUCUCGGUGAUGAAGAAGAUCCAUACAACUGUGGAUGGGAGGAUCGGCCAGAUGAUGGUGAGGUGCUUACAGCAUUGGUGAUGGCGCUUGAACGCCCAGAAGAUCCAUACGACUGUGGAUGGGGGAAUCAGCAAGAUGAUGGCACGGCGCCCAUCUCCAGUGUUGCAAUAGAGGACCUUUAUGAUUGCGGAUGGGAGUAUGAGGAGGACGCCAACGGUGUGUCCCAGGUCGCAAAUCUGGAGGACCCUUAUGACUGCAGAUGGGGAAAUGAUGAUGCCGACAACCUGGAUGUUGUAUCCAGACAUGACCCUUCAAACAAACAAAAGGGUCGCUGGAUGCACAGUCCAACACCGAUGUAUGGGCUCGAUAUAAUCGACUUGACAUCCUCAUCUGCAUCUCAGAGAUCAGAAAGCAAAAAAAGAUAUGAGCCGAUGAGCAUAGAGAUACUGGAAGUCAUCGACCUGACGUCGGACGCUGGAUCGUCCCAAUGGAAUGCUUUUCAGGAGGCCGGUCGGUCGAUGCACCGUGCCAUCCAGCGACUGAACAGCAUCAGAACUGAUCAGCGGAAUGAGGAUACACAGAAUAUGGUCACCGACAAUUCCUCUGGCAUACCCGACCAACUUCCGGCAGGUAUGUUGAGGGCGAACCGGAGGCUCGUUGCUGCAUACGGAGAAGCACAGGACAGAGUGACAGAGCUCAGUGAAGAUCUUGUUGCAAUCUACCGAUUGCUGGACAUCCACAGGCGCAUUAUGGAUCUGUUGGAUGCCAUGAUAACAAACCUUCAGCAAGGUGAUGAGUAG